This is a messenger RNA of Lathyrus oleraceus (garden pea), 2172 nucleotides long. RefSeq names its product extensin-2. Gene Ontology annotation, molecular function: structural constituent of cell wall. The record is from RefSeq and is a predicted model, not a curated record. NCBI's taxonomy places the organism in Eukaryota, Viridiplantae, Streptophyta, Magnoliopsida, Fabales, Fabaceae. The transcript has 2 exons. The coding region runs from base 39 to 1895 and encodes 618 amino acids. Gene Ontology annotation, biological process: plant-type cell wall organization.
UUUCAUAAUAGAAAUACCAAAACCCACUUUGAGAAAACAUGGGCCCUCAAAUGGCCUCUAUUACUCUAACUAUUGCAUUGACAAUAGUUUCCCUCACCUUGCCAUCUGAAGCAAAUAACUACAUCUAUUCAUCUCCACCACCACCUAAACCUUACUACUACUACUCUCCACCACCACCAGUGCACUCACCUCCUCCACCUUACCAUUAUAUCUCACCACCACCACCACCAAAAAAGCAAUAUAAAUACUCUUCUCCUCCACCACCGGUUUAUAAAUAUAAAUCUCCACCUCCACCUCCAUAUAAGUACCCAUCACCACCACCUCCAGUUUACAAAUACAAAUCUCCACCACCGCCAGUUUAUAAAUACAAUUCACCUCCUCCACCGGUGUAUAAAUACUCAUCUCCUCCACCACCGAUUUAUAAGUAUAAUUCACCUCCUCCACCGGUGUAUAAGUAUAAAUCUCCUCCACCACCAGUUUAUAAGUAUAAGUCACCUCCUCCACCAGUGUAUAAGUAUAAAUCUCCUCCCCCACCAGUUUAUAAGUAUAAGUCACCUCCCCCACCAGUAUACAAGUACAAAUCUCCUCCACCACCAGUUUACAAGUACAAAUCUCCUCCUCCACCAGUGUACAAGUAUAAGUCACCACCACCUCCAGUUAAAAAACCAUACAAGUACUCAUCUCCCCCACCACCGGUUUAUAAGUACAAUUCACCUCCUCCACCAGUGUACAAGUAUAAAUCUCCUCCACCACCAAUUUACAAAUACAAAUCUCCUCCUCCACCAGUAUACAAGUAUAAGUCACCACCACCUCCAGUUAAAAAACCAUACAAGUACUCAUCUCCCCCACCACCGGUUUAUAAGUACAAUUCACCUCCUCCACCAGUGUACAAGUAUAAAUCUCCUCCACCACCCGUUUACAAAUACAAAUCUCCUCCUCCACCAGUAUACAAGUAUAAGUCACCACCGCCUCCAGUUAAAAAACCAUACAAAUACACAUCUCCACCACCGCCAGUUUACAAGUACAAUUCCCCUCCUCCACCAGUGUACAAAUAUAAAUCUCCUCCACCACCAAUUUACAAGUAUAAGUCACCUCCUCCACCAGUGUACAAGUAUAAUUCUCCUCCACCACCAGUUUACAAGUAUAAGUCACCUCCUCCACCAGUGUACAAAUAUAACUCUCCUCCACCACCAGUUUACAAGUAUAAGUCACCUCCUCCACCAGUCUAUAAGUAUAACUCUCCUCCACCACCAGUUUACAAGUAUAAUUCACCUCCUCCACCUGUGUAUAAAUACAAGUCACCACCACCUCCAGUUAAAAAACCAUAUAAGUACGCGUCUCCACCACCGCCAGUUUACAAGUACAAUUCCCCUCCUCCACCAGUUUACAAAUAUAAAUCUCCUCCACCACCAGUUUACAAGUAUAAGUCACCUCCUCCACCAGUGUAUAAAUAUAAUUCUCCCCCACCACCGGUUUAUAAAUACAAGUCACCUCCUCCACACAUUUACAAGUAUAAUUCUCCCCCACCACCAGUUUAUAAGUAUAAGUCACCUCCUCCGCCAGUUUACAAGUACAAUUCACCUCCUCCACCAGUGUACAAGUAUAAUUCUCCUCCACCGCCAGUUUACAAAUACAAAUCACCUCCUCCCCCAGUGUACAAGUACAAGUCACCACCUCCUCCGAUUAAAAAACCAUACAAAUAUUCAUCUCCACCACCACCAAUAUACAAGUAUAAGUCACCUCCCCCACCGACUUACAAAUAUAAAUCUCCUCCUCCACCUGUAUAUUCACCACCUUUACCACAUUAUAUCUACUCUUCACCUCCUCCACCAGCUCAUUCCCCUCCUCCACCACAAUACAUCUAUGCAUCACCUCCUCCUCCUUAUCACUACUAGAUAGUGGUUUACAAUAGAAUCCCAUGGAUUUUAUGAAUAUAUUGGAAAUAAGCAGGAAGAUGCAUUUGGCAAUAAUACAAAGAAGAAAACAACGGAAGCAAAGUUUCUCAUUUGUUUUGUUAUGAAUUAUUAUUAUUCUCAUUACUAUUAGUGUGCUUUGUUUUUGAAUUUUAGACAGCUGUAAGGCACUGUGUGUAGUAAAUUAUGAAUGUAUUUUGUUUUGGAACCUACUCGUUUUCAAGGGGUAGAGAAAAUAAAAUUGAAAAAUUCUCCUUCA